Molecule: messenger RNA, 1128 nt
Organism: Aspergillus nidulans FGSC A4
Lineage: Eukaryota; Fungi; Ascomycota; Eurotiomycetes; Eurotiales; Aspergillaceae
Exons: 3
Coding region: 1-1128 (375 amino acids)
Cellular component (GO): membrane
Source: RefSeq, a predicted model, not a curated record
AUGGUUCACGCUGUCGAAGCAUGGGUCUGGGUAGCCGUCGUGCUGGCCGUCGCUAUACUGCGCUAUGUCUCUCGAAUCCUACAGACAGGCGCGCUUCAGAACCUCCAGCUUGAGGACGUCGCCAUGGCUGUCACGGUGAUCUUCUACAUCUUACUCACCGUUUUCCUCGUCCAAAUCGACAAGCGCGGCACGAACGGAAUCCCCCCGAGCGAGCUCGACACGAUCGAUCCGGCGACGAUACCAGACCGCAUCACUGGGAGCAAGAUGGUCGUAGCGGCUGAACAAUUCUGGAUGGUUGUCGUCUGGGGUUGCAAAUGCUGUUUACUCUUGCUCUAUUCAACCAUGACAUCUGGUCUCUGGCAAAACCGCGCCGUCAAAAUCAUAGGGCUCGUCUGCGCUUCUUCUUUCGUCCUCAUCGAGAUCCUCUUUUUCGCCGCAUGGUGCCGUCCGUUCAACGCUUACUGGUCGUACCCUCCAAAGUCCCAGCAAUGCUCCGUAUACACAAACCACGUCAUCAUCACGCUAGCGUUUAACGUUUCGACCGACGUUAUGAUUAUGGCCAUCCCUCUGCCCCUGCUCAUCAAAGCGAAACUGAGCCUGUCAAAAAAGCUCACCCUGUGCGCGCUCUUCUCUCUCGGCGCCUUUGUCAUCCUCUGCUCGAUCCUUUCCAAAUACUACUCCAUAUCGUCGCCCUACGGGAUGAAAUGGGUCGACUGGUACGUCCGCGAAGCGGCGACGGCUGUGAUUGUAGCCAAUAUCCCGCAGACCUGGACCCUGUUCCGACGAUUAUUCAACUUCAAGUCCUUCCUGCAGCAUUCGUCGUACAACCGCAGCCGGAGCAAGAGCGGUACUAAAUACGGGACGCGCUUCGACAGCUCGACGAUCCAUCUUUCCCGGUUCAGGGGCGAUAAGUCGCAAGUGCAGUCGACCAUUGACCGCACCGAGUCAGGGGAGCAUAUAAACCGCGAGCCGCUAGAGAUCUGGGCCCACCGUCAGUUCCACGUUACGAAUGAGCUAGAUGAAGGGCGCUCCAGUACGAGCAGCGGCAGUGUGAGCCAGGGCAGAGAGACGCCAGAGUUCGAUCCCACCAAGGCCGCGACUGUAGUGACCGUAGGGAGGACUGAAUAA